GUUAGAUAGAUUUUUAAAAUACCAAUGUUAAUCUCUGGGGGCGGAUACCAAACAGGGGUUCAUGACACUGCGAGAGAAACUUCCACGUGUCAAUGUGACCCGUUCGGACAGACCCACUCGGUUACGGUGGGAGUGUGCCCAAAGUUAAACGGGUAGGCAGCCAAAAAGCCCAAAAGCUUUGAUCAUUUUUAUUUUCUGGUUUUAAAUUUAUUACAGAAGAAAUCUCUCUCUUCAAUUUCACAGUGACAUUGCCGUCAUUUUAAUCAGCUUCCAGAAACCGCCAUGGAAGAAGAAUGCUCUGCCGAUGUAGCUCAGCUACUGCAAGCUGCUACUGAGUUCGCUUAUCAUCCCGGUCCGAAUUCCGAUGCUUCUGCUCGGGAAUUCCUAGGCCGCUUCCCUCUUCCCGCCAUUAUCAAUGCCUUGCAAACGAAAUCUGAUUAUCCCGCCCUGGAGAAAGCUUUGGUUGAUUGUCUGGAAAGGGUUUUCAGGACCAAAUAUGGAGCAUCUCUGAUCCCAACUUUCAUGCCUUUCGUUGUCGUUGGUCUGGGGGCACCAUCUCAGAAUGUCAGGCAUUUAGCAUGUAACACAGUGGCUCGCCUUUUGGAUAAUGCUGAUGAAACUACUGGCACAAGUCUCAUUCUUCAGCAUGAUGUAUAUCCUUUAUUGCUUACUUGCCUCAUUGAUGGGGAUGAGCAAGUUGCAACAGCAGCUACGGAUGCAAUUAAGAAUUUGGCUGGGUUUUCAAAAGGCUUGGAUAUCAUCUUUCCUAGAAGUAGCCGGGGGACACAACUUGGGGACUUGGCUGUGAAAUGUACUUCACUGGGACGAGUUCGAGUUUUGGCGUUGAUUGUGAAGUUAUUUUCUAUUUCUAGCAAUGUGGCAUCAAAAGUCUACGAUGCCAAUCUUCUUAGCUUGUUGGAGAAUGAAGUUAGCAACAAUGCUAAUGAUACACUUGUAACAUUAAGCGCAUUAGAACUUCUAUUCGAGUUGGUUGAAGUUCCGCACAGCAUGGAAUUUUUGUCGAGGACUACACUUCUUCAUCUGCUUAGUUCAAUAAUUAGCAAUGCCUCCGUUGAUUCAAUCUUGAGAUCUAGAGCAAUGACGAUUACUGGAAGGUUGCUAUCAAAUGAGAAUGCAUUUCUCUUAAUUGAUGAAUCCAGUUAUAAAAAUUUCAUUUUAACCAUUGACAAGAGGUUUACUUUGCUGGAAAAUGAAAAUGCUGAUGAAAGUGAAUGCGCACUUGAAGCAUUGGGUCAAAUCGGUUCAUCGAAGAAAGGAGCGACUUUGCUACUCUCAAUUUCAUCUGUUCCCGGUAGGCAUGUUAUUAAUGCAGCUUUUGGUCACCAACAGCACAGUAUAAAACUUGCUGCACUGCAUGCCCUUGGAAACAUUGUUGGGGAAGCUCGUUCUGGAAAUGAUGUGUUACUGGAUGGCGAUGCAGAAGAGUCACUACGACGUUUAAUCUAUGAGACAUCGUCAAAGACUCCUAAACUGACUGCUUCGGGUAUUCUCCUUUCAAUUCUUCAGCAGGAUUCAGAAAUUCGUCUUGCAGGUUAUCGAGUGAUUACAGGGUUGGUGAUGCGACCUUGGUGCCUGAUGGAGAUCCUCUCUAGAAAAGAAAUUGUAGAUAUUGUGACCGACACAUUUACUGAAUCCCAAAAGAUAGGUAUGGAAGCUCGGCACAAGUGUUGUCAGGCAAUAUACAAGGCUUUCUCUUCUAGUAAACUAAUCAGUGACCCUUCAUUUCAUGGUUUAGCUAAUAAGCUUGAGGAAGCAAUAAGAAGUGGCCCAUACCUCAGGAGAAAGCACGCCGAAGCGCAGCCCCUUGUGGAGACAGUGCAGAGAUUUUAGGGUCUUCUAGUCAUUCUACACCUCUUAAGGACCCGAUGUCAUAUCCCUAUGGUAGAAUAUCUUAGCUGUGCACAUCACAAACAUGAAACAUGAAUUUGUUUUCUACUUUUGGGGUUUGAAUCUUCAAGUUUAACUUAGUCUAUGGUUCUGGUCUGUGGGUGAUUUUGUAUAUAUUUACUCCUUCUGCCCAUAAAGAACUUCAUUGCUUGUCUUUUACUCCGUACAACUUGCGAGUGACUAGGAAAAAAAAAGGAUGAGCCCCAGGCAAAGAGUGCGGUCUGUAUUUGGUAUUUUCUGAGGCUCUAUGCUUAACAUAGUUGAUACUUAACAUAGUUGCUUCUUUUCUUAAAGACAUGGUGUAUUUGUCCGUGUUUGGCAUUAUCAACGAUUAAAGCUUUAGAGCUCUA
Cuscuta campestris is the source of this 2258-nucleotide messenger RNA. Lineage: Eukaryota; Viridiplantae; Streptophyta; Magnoliopsida; Solanales; Convolvulaceae. The record is from the annotation of a GenBank genome assembly.